AUUUUACAUUCGUCUGACCUACUGCCAACACGCAGUCGGAGUGUUGUUUAUAUUCACGUGAUUAUUUGUUUGUGAUCGGUGGUACGAGUUGAAAAUAAAAAAACAACAAGAGGUUUAAGAAAAAGUAGAAGUUGAUUGUGUUUGAUCAAUUAACAAAUAUAAGAUGAAGAAUUUGUUGAUCGGAGUUGCUUUGAUUGUUGGUGCUUCUUGCCAAAUCUAUACACAAAUUGGACCUGAUGGAUACAAAUAUCCAAAACCCGAAGCACGAUUUAAUUUACCAGAUCCAGUUGAGCAGAAUGAAGUUGUGGAUGAACCACAAGGGUGUUCGAAUGGAGGUUCGGGACAAUAUUGUUGUUUGAAUGGUGCAGAUAAUCCAGACUGCUGUGACAAUGGUGGACGGGGACCUUUCUGUUGUGCUAAC
This is a messenger RNA of Clunio marinus, 421 nucleotides long. The record is from the annotation of a GenBank genome assembly. NCBI's taxonomy places the organism in Eukaryota, Metazoa, Arthropoda, Insecta, Diptera, Chironomidae.